Molecule: messenger RNA, 1383 nt
Organism: Ectocarpus siliculosus
Lineage: Eukaryota; Phaeophyceae; Ectocarpales; Ectocarpaceae
Source: the annotation of a GenBank genome assembly
AUGGCGAGCGGGGUCAUUUGGGCGGCGCUAAAGAUCCAAGCGAACGCGGGGCGUCGGGGAGUAGGCCACACGCUACAUGUUGUGUUGUGCCCCGUGUGUUGUCAGGGAGGCGAACUGAGGCAGGCUGGAGAGGAAGAGAACGCUCAAGGUGGUGUACAGAGGGCGGGUAUCAAAGGCUGCUACAUGGAAGAAGCUUCUGUCGCCCUGUCACCGUCCAAGAAGAGUAACAAGAGCACCGAUGGGAGACAAGAUAAUACGAGCGACACCGCCAAUGGAAAAGGGCACGUAUUGGGACGAAUUUCAGGCUGCCGCGGAAUUGAUCGCAGUGACAUUAGCGGCCGGAGCCGUCGUGGACUCAUAAUUUCUGGGGCAUGCUUAGCAGCCGGAAUCGUUCUGGAGCUGAUUGCGACCCUCUGGGCGUUCCGGCAAGCCGUCGAAGCGGGGGGUCUGGAUGGUCAGGCCAAUUGCGAUGAGGAUGGAAUUUUGUUUAUGCAACAGCUUAGCGUUGUCACGCAGGAGGUGUGCAGCCAACGGAUCGAUUCGGAUAUGUUCCUGAGUGAAACAGGUUUAGGCGGUGACUACGACCCUUGCGAAUCCACAAAUUCCGGGGACACUUCGUCAUUUCUGGAGGUGUGUAGCUGCUCCACCGAUAUUGUUUUUGAUGCGCCUGCCUGUUCUUGGGUGGCUCUCCAAAAUUCGAGCGGCGUUGUUUCGAACUACGCUGGCUGCCUAGCGCGAGCAGUCGAAGUCGAGUUUCCGUAUUCCUUCAUACCAACGAUCGGUCGUUCCGAGUGUUGGCCGGCAAACCCUACCGGCACAGCCGAGCUUACCGUGACUGCUCUGGUGGUAGCUCUGGGCAGCCAGCUAAUAGAGUUGGUGGUGGGCUUCCGGUACCUGAAGGACCCGUCCCGCGGCACCCUUCUCCUCGCGGCGGCGUCAGCCGCCGCCGCUUGUGGGGUAGUGACAGUGGCAUCGGUGCUGCUCUCCCUCCCCGGCUUCUACGCCUACAGGAAAGGCUACCCCACCGAGGUGGCGACGUUUUGGCUUGUGUGGGCAGCAGCCGGCGGCGCGGCCGUGGGUGCCCUGGCAGAAUUGUUAGCUACGGAGUAUUUCCUGACGAAAGGUCGGCUGCCGUACCUCGGUGCGUUCGGCAAUGGGCUCGUCUGGCUGGGCUCAGCAGCAAUGGAGGUAAUCGUCGCGUCGUUCCUUGUCUGGGAAGGAGAGCGGGUCACGACCUGGGAACUUCUGAGGGACGGAGUUAUCGGUCUGGUCACCGUCGAGUUAGCCGGUUUGCUGGCGAUGUGGGCCGCACGCUUCUUGUGGACCAGGGCCAAGCUGUUGUUGGCGGCCAAGGGGCGAACGGGGGCGGAUGAUAUUGGCUGA